AGUUUCAUUUUGGUGUUGAAGGUGAAAAGUAAAAAUUAGAAUGUUGAAAAAGCUCGUGUUACUAACGUUCAUUGGAUUUGUGGCUAGCCAGGGUGUUCUAGAUACUCGUUGUCCACUUGAUAAUAAUCCACCAACAAGACUUCCACACGAUACAGACUGUACAUUAUUCUACGUGUGCAAUUUCGGUUCAAGAUUCCUAAUGCCACCAUGUCCAGCUCCUAUGCAAUUUGACACACCAUCCUCAUCUUGCCGUACGCCUCCUGUAGUUUGUGGACCGAUUGAUAUACCUACAGUUCCUCCACCCCCUACAGCACCUCCAACACUUCCGCCUACUAUACCACCCACAGAUCCACCUACGCAACCACCCACAGUUCCACCAACAGUUCCACCAACAGAACCCCCCACUGUACCACCGACUGUGCCACCAACAGACGCACCGACAGACCCACCAACAGACGUUCCCGCCACUGCACCUCCAGUUGUCCCAACUGUUCCAAAUGAGAUUCCAACCGUACCAACAGGAGCUUCAUUCUUAUUCUUUCGAUAAAUAAAACUGACAACAUGCGCUUUUAUAACAAAUUAUCUAAUCAACUGUUGAAUAUAAAAAAUAACGAAAUUAAAGGAAAUUAAUUAUUUAUUUAUAUUAAUCUCUACUUUGUUUAACCAUAAAAUAUAUUUUCAAAGCAAUAAACAUAAUUUCAUCAUGCUGUAUAAUAAUUUAAUAACUUUGUCAUUUUAUUCUAAGGCAAAUGGGAAUGGCGAUAAGAAAUCGAUGUCAUCAGUCACAUUUAAUCUUGAUUAAAAUUUUAUUAUAUUUUAUAAAUAAAGAAUUCGGUGUAAUUCCUUCCGAG
Molecule: messenger RNA, 851 nt
Organism: Clunio marinus
Lineage: Eukaryota; Metazoa; Arthropoda; Insecta; Diptera; Chironomidae
Source: the annotation of a GenBank genome assembly